This is a messenger RNA of Misgurnus anguillicaudatus (oriental weatherfish), 1534 nucleotides long. Lineage: Eukaryota; Metazoa; Chordata; Actinopteri; Cypriniformes; Cobitidae. The record is from RefSeq and is a predicted model, not a curated record.
UAGCUAUAAAAUCUGACCUUUCGGUGUUAGUUAAGUGAACGCAGAACAGGCUUGUUUUGUGGGUUGAUUAAAAAACAGAUUCUGGGUCAUUUGCAGGAAAGGCUAAAUAGUAGGCCAUUGCAAUAGUCCAGUCUUAAUAUGACAAUAGCUUGGACUAGAAGUUGCAUAGCAUGCUCAGACAGAAAAGGUCUGAUUUAACUGUUUUGUACCUGCCUGACAGAGUGGUUUUUGUGAUAUGGUAAAUUUUAGCUGGUCAUCGAACAACACCCUCAGGUUCCUCACGGACUUAGUAGUUGAAGAACCAAGUUGAAUGGUGAAGUGGUGUUCUUUUAAUGGGUUGGCAGGGAUUUGAGUUGAAGCUGAUGUUUCUUCAUCCAAGAAGAGAUGUCUAUAAAGAAAGCAGAGAUACGAACAAUCCAUACCUGUACAAUAUAGAGAGUUUAUCAAAACAUUUUAACUUUUAAAAGUUUUAACCUUACAAAAUGUAACAUUCGUUUAUUUAGUGGACACACUCUGUUAUCUAUUAACAAAAUGCUGAUAAGUUUGAGUGUGCUAAAGCGCAAGUUGAACCUGUGCGGUAAUAGUGUGUGGGCAUCAUACUUAUUCAUAUUCAGCUGUUGACUUCUUUCCCACCACUGAUAGAAUGACUAUCGUACGGUUGCUCGUGAGUCUUUUACUCUUUGGUUCAUCUGAAGCUGGGAAGCUGUUGGUUAUUCCUUCUGAUGGCAGUCACUGGCUUGGGAUGAAGCCUAUUGUGGAAGAACUGGGCAGGAGAGGGAAUGAGGUCGUGGUGGUCAUCCCAGAUGCAAGUCUGACUAUGGGUCCAUCAGAUCACACCACAACUCUUUCUUAUCCAGUGCCUUACACCAAAGAUGAGCUAGAAAGGGAUUUUGCAGGCAUAGUAGACACUUUUCUAAGUAUUGAUAUGUCUACAGACCUGGCCAGGUUUCAGACAUUUUUCUUCACAAUGGAUAUUCUACAAACAUUUACAGUAAGGAGCGCAGAGAGCCUGCUUUUCAACAAAGACUUAAUGAAGAAACUGAAAGGCUACAACUUUGAUGUUAUUCUCACUGAUCCAUUUGAGCCUGUUGGAGUUAUUGUUGGUGAAUACCUCUGCAUUCCAGCUAUUUACAUGCAAAUAAAUCAUCCAUGUGGGGUCGACACUCUUGACAGCCAAUGCCCAAGUCCACCCUCCUAUGUUCCUCAACUUUUUACUCAAUUUACCAACCACAUGAGUUUUUGGCAAAGAAGUGUGAACCUGGUAAGGACUCUGCUGCAACCCAUGGCUUGUGGAUAUUUAUUUACUCAUGCAGAUGAGAUUGCCUCACGUGUACUUAAGAGAAAAACCUCUGUGGUGGAGAUCAUGAGCCGUGCUGCUCUCUGGUUUAUGCGUUUUGACUUUGCCUUUGAAUUUCCACGGCCAGUGAUGCCCAACAUGAUCAUGAUUGGAGGGAUGGCAGCCAAGAAAUUAAAACCUUUGUCACAAGUAAGCCCUCAUGUCAAAUUUUACACAUUUCCACUGCAGAAUUAUUAG